Sorex araneus (European shrew) is the source of this 2238-nucleotide messenger RNA. RefSeq names its product RAB3A interacting protein like 1 (gene RAB3IL1). Gene Ontology annotation, cellular component: Golgi to plasma membrane transport vesicle. The transcript is spliced from 11 exons. Gene Ontology annotation, biological process: exocytosis. Bases 139 to 1392 code for a protein of 417 amino acids. NCBI's taxonomy places the organism in Eukaryota, Metazoa, Chordata, Mammalia, Eulipotyphla, Soricidae. Gene Ontology annotation, molecular function: guanyl-nucleotide exchange factor activity. The record is from RefSeq and is a predicted model, not a curated record.
CCCCCCCGCCACGUGACUCGCCGAGGGCCGGCCGGGGCCGGGCUGGGGGCCGCUCGGGCGCCCUGGCCGCCGGGCACGGCUGACCCGCGGCGGGGCGGCGCGCGGGGACACGGCGCGGCCCAGGCAGGCGGCGGCGCGAUGUGGAGCGGCCAGCCGCCGUCGGACGCGGGCCAGCGGGGCGUCGCUGCGGCCUGGAAGAGCGGGGGCGUCUGCCCGAGCCUCGGGGCGUCUCCAGGAGGCCGGGAAGAGGCCCCUGGGGAGGAUGGCCAGGCGGGUGCCCCCCUGGACGUGUCCCGCCUGCGCAGCUCCUCCAUGGAGAUCCGCGAGAAGGGCUCCGAGUUCCUGAAGGAGGAGCUGCACCGAGCCCAGAAGGAGCUGAAGCUCAAGGACGCCGAGUGCGAGCGGCUGUCGCGGGUGCGGGAGCAGCUGGAGCGCGAGCUGGAGGAGCUCACGGCCAGCCUGUUCGAGGAAGCCCACAAGAUGGUCCGCGAGGCCAACGUGAAGCAAGCUGCGUCCGAGAAGCAGCUGAAGGAGGCGCGGGGCAAGAUCGACAUGCUGCAGGCGGAGGUGACGGCCUUAAAGACCCUGGUCAUCACGUCCACGCCGGCCUCUCCCAACCGCGAGCUGCACCCCCAGCUGCUGAGCCCCACCAAGGCCGGGCCCCGCAAGGGCCACUCCCGCCAUAAGAGCGCGCUCUGCCCCGCCGGGUCGUGCCCCGCCGUGGGACACGGCCUCGCCGCCGCCGCCAACGACAAGGAGGGCAGAGAGUCUGGGCUGCCCCCGCUCCUCUCCCUGCUGCUCUGUGUGCUCCCCAGCAGGGCAGUGCUCCUCACCUACGAGCCGGCCUGGCAGCGCCCGCCCGGGGAGCCGCCUGCUGCCUCUCUCUCCUUUUCCCGUCAGGUGGACACCACCCUGUUUGCCGAGUUCCAGGCCUGGAGGGAGACGCCCACCCUGGACAGGACGUCCCCCUUCCUGGACAGGGUGUACCGGGAGGACGUGGGCCCCUGCCUGGACUUCACCAUGCAGGAGCUCUCGGCGCUGGUGCGGGCCGCCGUGGAGGACAACACGCUGACCAUCGAGCCCGUGGGCCCGCAGGCACUGCCCACGGUGAAGGUGGCCACCGUGGAGCGAGGCAGCACCAACACCUGUGCCCUGAGCGGGCUGGCCCGCACCUGCCGCCACCGCAUCCGGCUGGGCGACUCUGAGAGCCACUACUACAUCUCGCCAUCCUCGCGCGCCCGGAUCACCGCCGUGUGCAACUUCUUCACCUACAUCCGCUACAUCCAGCAAGGCCUGGUGCGGCAGGACGCGGAGCCGAUGUUCUGGGAGGUCACGCGGCUGCGGAAGGAGAUGGCGCUGGCCAAGCUGGGCUAUUUCCCCCAGGAGGCCUAGGCCUGGCCCCGGCCCCCGCAGGGCGCUCUGGGCCGUAGCCAGCAUCUGCCCAGGAUGGAAGGACAGACCGACGUGGGGAGUCGGGGCUCAGGAACCAGCCCUGAGCCGGCAGCAGAGGACACGGCCACCCCCGGUCCACCCCAGGGCACCAGCACACGGCGGUGGCCAGUCUCUGACGCAGUGGUACGACGGCCACCAGGACGCCUUCCCCAGACCAAAGAGCUCAGUGUUUAGGAGGGGGCCCAGCCCACCCCCGCACCUCCAACUUCAGCCAGCACCCCUCGCCGGACUGGAGCUGCUCCCUGCCCUCAGAGGAUUGCCCACCUCAGUUCCCUGGAUGACCAGCACCCCCUUGUGACCGUCCCUCGCCCUGUUCCCGGGGAUCUCCCCGAGGGGCAGCCCCAAGAGCCCCUGCAGUGGGCAGGGCCGCCCUGGGCAGUGGCGCUGGGAGGACCCAGCAGGGCUGCUGGAUCCAGCCAACCUGCCUCCUCCUCCUCCUCCUCCCCCCCGCCAGAGCCCCAGAGGCGCCAGGGCAACUCCUCUGGAAAGCUCUGGGCACUUUUCCUCCAACGCGAAGCACAGAUAGGGCCGGGCGCCCACUCGCCAGGGUGACCAUUCAGACGGCAGGGGCGGAGGCCGGCCAAGCCCUGCGUGUUGGACUGAGGUGGGCGGGGAGGGGGCGGGGUGGGAGUGGGGGGGGCCCUUCACCCCUCCUUGGGCACAGCCCCCUCAGGACCUGGACCCAGGUCGACCCGGCCCUCCUCGGCCCUCCUUGUGUCCCACUUCCUCUUCUGAAUGGAAUGUAACUCGAUCUCUAUUUAAUAAAGGAAGGCUUUGUCGGCAGGG